Messenger RNA from Branchiostoma floridae (Florida lancelet), 1762 nucleotides. RefSeq lists its product as uncharacterized. The record is from RefSeq and is a predicted model, not a curated record. NCBI's taxonomy places the organism in Eukaryota, Metazoa, Chordata, Leptocardii, Amphioxiformes, Branchiostomatidae. The transcript is spliced from 12 exons. The coding region runs from base 140 to 1747 and encodes 535 amino acids. Gene Ontology annotation, biological process: proteolysis. Gene Ontology annotation, molecular function: metalloexopeptidase activity.
UUCAACUUUCAGUCCCCGACUGCAGAGACUUCGUGCCUACCCGAGGGUUCAGCACGUAUGUCUGGAGACGGACAGAAACGUUCAUUUUGAGCGUGGUGAAUGUUCUGAGUCGUCGGUACUGAAGCUUGGACAUCUGAACAUGGAUCUCAACAAACGGCUGGCGGUUGUGUUCCUGUUGGUGGCCAUGGUUGGUACCGUUGCCUGCCUGAGUUCCAAGGAAAACCUACAGAAGAUGCUUGUGGACCAUUUCUCGGCCAACCGCAAUCAUCACACCGGGAAAAUCGGGAAACAGUCCGCGCUGCAGUACGUCUAUGACACCUUCAUAGAGCACGAUCUGCAGGUCUUCACCCAUACGUUCGACACCGAUAACCCAAAGGUCAAGGGAAAGAACCUUAUCGGAGUGUGGCCGGGCACGAGGGCGGCGACUAAGAAUGACCGCCCGAUCCUGAUCGCUGCCCACUACGACUCGUACCUGGACACGCCGGGCGUGUGUGCUGACGGAUCCGGCAUGGCCGCCCUACUGGAGGCUAUCCGCGUCAUCACGGCCCGGACAUGCAUACAGUACAACUCCAUCAUCUUCGCCGCCUUCGACUUUGAGGAAAAAGAUACGACGACACAAGGAUCGGCCUGCCGAACCUUCGGCUGCGGUAGCCGUGCGUACGUCAGUGAAGUCCUGGUGAAGUACCUGAAGUUUGUGGGCAUCAGCUCGGCUCAAUUCCAGGGCGCCUUCAUCCUAGACUCCAUCCUGAACUUCAACGACUCCGUGGAGAGCCAGAAACUCCCUCUCGGCGACUUUCAAAACGCACCAGGACUACAGGACGCCUAUAACGCCAUCACCGCACACAACCGCAAAGGGGAUUUCGUGACUCUUGUAGGACGAGACCACGACAGCCCUCUGUACCAAGAGUUUAUGCGAAGCUGGAGUAAUUUGCAACUCCUGCAUUAUAAGGACCAAUUGAUGCGCAUCCCCUUGAAACAAGUGCCACCCGUUGCUACACAGGAACACUACGAGUACUGGCCUGUCUACAGGGAUCUGACUUACGGGGACCACUACAGCUUCUGGCAAUACGACUCUGACCUCAGGGCCAUCCACAUCACUGAUACCGGCCCACUGAGAGGAUACAUGCAGGAGUGUUACCACAAGGCCUGCGACAACACUGACCACCUGAACCAGCAGAACAUGUUGUUCCUGAAGAAGGUGACAGACGCAACGAUCGAUGCCGCCAUGACGCUGGCUGUUUUUCCUGAAACUUGCAAAGAUCCAUGGGAAAAUUCCCCCGAGAUGCUGAAGAGCGGGAUAUACCUUCAAGGGAAGGUGUGGGGCGAUAACAAAAAUCGUCAUGGAUUCACUCUCCACCUGAAGGAGUUCAAACGAAACGGUGCCGUGGUGGCCACGAUCAAGAACGGUACAGUGGAACUGGACCUGGAUGGUCGCUACAACGCCGACAGCAAGAAGCUGAUUCUCCGUAUGGCCCAACCCAGCAACACCGCCGCCCUGCCAGUCAAGUACGACCCCGUGUACCUGAUGAAGUGGACCAUGACGGGCGAGUUAGUUGGGUUCGCAGGAGGCAUUCUGUACUACGGUUUUCUGGCCGGACCGAACAAUGACCCUGAAGAGUUCAGCAUCACCUAUUCUGAAGACCCGUCAGUUGGACCUAACCAGGCAAAUGUAGUCCUAGGUGUGCUGCUGCUGAUAGCUAUAAUCGCCAUCAUUGCAUUCAUUGCGUACAUCGUGUACAUAAGGUAAGUAUCAAUCAUUAUU